Molecule: messenger RNA, 4040 nt
Organism: Rhinolophus ferrumequinum (greater horseshoe bat)
Lineage: Eukaryota; Metazoa; Chordata; Mammalia; Chiroptera; Rhinolophidae
Gene: AP5M1
Product: adaptor related protein complex 5 subunit mu 1
Exons: 9
Coding region: 295-1782 (495 amino acids)
Biological process (GO): endosomal transport
Cellular component (GO): lysosome; AP-type membrane coat adaptor complex; late endosome
Source: RefSeq, a predicted model, not a curated record
GAAAUGGUCUUCAGAGGAAGAGAGUGCUGGGGCUGUCGGGGAUAAAUAAGUUUCUCGAGAUUCUACGUGCGAAUUCGCAGAACUUUUUGUGACAUGUGUUGGCCAGGAGGGACUCAGACGUUUUAGUCACUGCCUCUGAAGACCUUGCCUCUCUGCUGAGCCCGACCUGUUUGUGGUGGAGCAGAAGGUGGCUAAGGAUGAGUGAGUCUCGGGGCUUCUGAGUACAUGUGAGAAAGCUAGUCUGUGUUCUUCGUUGGCGGUUUUCAAGAUAAGCUGAUGCUUUAGCGGCUUAUCAUGGCCCAACGGGCAGUGUGGCUCAUAAGCCACGAACCGGGAACCCCACUGUGUGGCAUCGUCAGAUUCUCCAGACGGUAUCCAACUGUUGAAAAACGAGCCAAAGUCUUCAAUGGAGCAAGUUAUGUGCCUAUUCCUGAAGAUGGUCCUUUUCUUAAAUCACUACUCUUUGAACUUAGAUUAUUGGAUGAAGAUAAGGAUUUCACAGAGAGCCGUGACAGCUGUUCACGCAUCAAUAAGACGUCUAUCUAUGGACUUCCAGUAGGAGGUGAAGAACUCUGGCCAGUUGUUGCUUUUCUGAAGAAUGGCAUAAUAUAUGCUUGUGUUCCACUAGUUGAACAAACUUUAUCCCCUCGACCACCAUUAAUUAGCAUUAGUGCAAUUUCACAAGGCUUUGAACUUCUUUUUGGAGUACAGGAUUUUCUUUACUCAGGUCAAAAAAAUGACACUGAGCUAAAUACAAAAUUGAGCCAAUUGCCUGACUUGCUUCUGCAGGCUUGUCCAUUUGGAACUUUGUUAGAUGCCAACUUACAGAAUUCAUUGGAUAGUAUUAAUUUUGCUUCUGUGACUCAUCCACAAAAACAGCCAGCCUGGAAAGCUGGAACAUACAAAGGAAAACCACAAGUUUCUAUUUCUAUUACUGAAAAGGUAAAAUCCAUGCAAUAUGAUAAACAGGAUAUAGCAGAUACGUGGCAAGUCGUUGGAACUGUCACUUGCAAGUGUGAUUUAGAAGGAAUCAUGCCAAAUGUUACCAUCAGCUUGAGUCUCCCCACCAAUGGAUCUCCACUUCAGGAUAUUCUGGUCCAUCCUUGUGUGACUUCUCUUGACUCUGCCAUUCUUACUUCUAGUAGCAUUGAUGCAAUGGAUGAUUCUGCAUUUAGUGGACCUUACAAAUUUCCGUUCAGUCCACCUUUAGAGUCAUUCAACUUAUGCUACUACACUUCCCAGGUUCCUGUCCCACCAAUUUUGGGCUUUUAUCAAAUGAAAGAGGAAGAAGUACAACUGAAAAUAAUGGUUAAUUUAAAACUUCAUGAAAGUGUGAAAAAUAAUUUUGAAUUCUGUGAAGCUCAUAUACCGUUUUACAAUAGAGGUCCAAUCACACAGGUGGAAUACAAAGUUAGUUUUGGCCAGCUCGAAGUAUUUCGAGAGAAAAGCUUAUUGAUCUGGAUUAUUGGACAGAAGUUCCCAAAAUCAAUGGAAAUUAGUCUUUCUGCAACUAUAACUUUUGGAGCUAAGAACCAUGCGAAGCAGCCUUUUGACCACAUUUGCAUCGGAGGUACAGCAUAUUUAAAGCUCCAUUUUAGGAUCUUAGAUUAUACACUUACUGGGUGUUAUGCGGAUCAGCAUUCAGUUCAAGUUUUUGCAUCAGGAAAACCAAAAAUAAGUACACACCGGAAACUAAUUUCUUCUGAAUAUUACAUCUGGAAUUCUAAAGCUCCUGCUCCAGUAACAUAUGGAUCAUUAUUACUAGUCCGCUGCCACAAUUAAAGAAGAAACAGCUGCAUUUCAAAGGGAUUCCGAUUCCAGAAGCUUAAUCGUGAUUGACAUGUUCUUAUUCUAAGCUAUAAGACACUCUAAGAGUCCUUUCUUGGGUUAAAACUUCAAUCAUUUUCUAAAAAAAAUUAUCUCACUAUGGAUUUUAUUCAUUUUCUUUGAUAACUAUUCUUUGCAUUUUUAAACUUGAAAGAUGCUUUGCGUUCGCAGUGAAUAUGAGCACCUACUUCCAGUUAGAUUUGGAUGGUGUCAAACCUAUUCUAGAUGCAAAAUUGCUAAAGUUCCUUUUAGAGCCAGAAUAUGAUUAUGAAAUCUGAUGUCUAUCAUAUGAGUAAUUAUUCUUCAGUAGACCCAAAAGGUUCAAACAGUGUUAAAUUUCUGGAAAUGUACUCCAGAAAAGAUAGUUCAUGAGUUUGGUAAAACCCUUCUUCAGUGUUUUACUAAACAAUAUUUUUUAAACUUUUAAAGCUGGUAAUAUCCUCUCAGUGGUAGACUUUUUUUUCACUUUUUACUUUUUAAAUAAUUGAUUCAAAUUUCAGGUUUGCAGUAAUGGCCUCAGAGAAUUAUUUGGUCAAAAAAAUUUUUUGAUUAAACAUUUGUAUAAAAUUUAAUUUUUUUACACCAACUAUUUCUAAUGAGCUAAAAUUAUUGCGAUUUUAUAUAUAGUAUGAUUUAAGAUCUUUGAAAGCACAAUUUUAUACACAAUAGCAACUGCUAAUACUUUUCUUCUAUUUUUUUAUUAUAGUAUUUCAAACUACUUAAUAGCCAUUCAUAGACUCCUGCACCACCCCUGGGAGGUAGGUAGGUCCAGUUUUCGUCCAGACCCUCUUUGGAGACCGCUGCCACGGCAGAAUGGUUGUUUCUAAGACAAAGGUCAGAAAAGGGAUGUUAAUAAACAGUCGUCAGGUUUAAGGGACUUUUUUAGGAUUACAUCUUAAAUUCCAACAAAUCAGAUUUAGGAGUUACUGAAAGUGAAAUUGAUCCAUCCCUCAUCCAAACUUUGCAAUACUUUCCUGUUCUGACAUCAUUUAGAUAGUUAGCUGUAUUAUCAGAUUAGAAACCAUUGUACCAGGCUGCUGAAAGGAAAAGGAGGCAAAAAGCUAAACAUGGGAUGAAUUCUGAACCUUUUAACCUGGCUGAAGUAUGUUGGUCCCUGUUAUGCAAAUACCUUCAAUCCUCUGCUAAGUUCAGUGGAAAUAAUUUUCUUGAAUGACAGGUUUAUUCAGCAAGGAUUCAGUUGGUGAUUAAUCCCCCUUUGAUCUAGGGUAUUUCACUUAACUACCAGUUACCUCUUUCUGACAAAGUGCAACUGAGAUUAGGGAGAUCACUAGAACACUACUAGGGUGUGCGUUUAUUCUCUCUAACCUUUUAAAGCAAGGGCCAAGAAUGCAAUUUAUUUUCUGUAUUUGAAGAUGUAAAGUCCUGUCUGCUAAGUUAGAAAGUCAAUUGAAUACCAAAUGAAGUUUAUUUCUUAUGUAAUAGAACAAACAUUUCUUUUUGCUUUGCCUAACAAUGAUUUUAGGAAAACAUAUGCUUUGGGAAAAAAAAACAAAACUACAUUCUAAGUAUAUCUUCUAGUUUUGUUUCAUGUACUAGAGUGUAUACUUAUUGGCCCAGAGAACCUAAAAAUCAAAGCAGUGGCUACAACUUUGGUUGAGAAUAUGCUUCUAUUAAACUGCAUGGUUUCUUUCCACCCUCCCCCAUUAAAAAAAUGUCAUGCUAUGUGGUAAAGAAAUCCAAUUGGGGAAAAUGUGUAAUACACAAUUAUUCAAAUCUUGAGACUUCUGAUUUCAAAGCUUUAUUUGUUAACUUUGCCCUUUCUUGAGGAAAAGAACUUGUUAUGUUCCCAUCAUAAAAAUAAUUGCAUUCAUUUUCAGAAUGAAGAUUUUUUUCAUAUAGAAAGGUAAAUGAUGCCAUUACAAAAAUACUUCUAAAUAAUUAUUUUAAAUUAUCAAAAUAACCAUUUCCACAGUAUUGUUUACUAUUUUUUUCUGCCGGUUUUUUUUUUUUCAUUUAACUGGGUACCACUUCUUCCGUAACCCUGAACUUUGACGUAGUCUGUGGAAUUUAGCACAGUGUCUUAAGAAUAAAAUUUUAAAAUGUGUUUCAUGCUAGGUUUCUCAAAAAAUUCUCUUUUAAAAACUAUUAUCAAUGUCAAUGUCAAUAUUUAUCUUGCAAGAUUCAAAAUUUUGGGUGUCUAGUCCUCACAUAUAUUUCAAGAUCCUUAAAAAAGAAACAAUAAUUUAACAAUU